UCCAGACGCGCUUUCGCUCCGCUCAGCAGAGACGCACCAGCUCUCACCAAGAGGUCGGAAUUAAUCCACAAAACACUUCUUAAAAACAGCGAAAAAGAAGGACUACUUAGAACAGCAACAAGUGGACGGAAUACAACUUGUAGAUCUUUUAUUCUCUCCUUUUGCUCAAAGUCACUGGAAGUUUUGCCAUCAUGAGGAUUUUUGUUGUUGCGCUCCUGCUGGUUCACGCCUUGGUGGUGUCCAGACUGGCCAGCGGCGCCGCAGUCGACCGGUAUGAGAGCGACAGGCAGCGGCACACAUCUGUAAUCAACCUCUUGGACACAACCAAAGACUGGAGGGUGGAGGAGGAGAGCAGGAGCGUGGGUGCGACCACGGUGGACAACGGUCAGGAAAGCGAGGAAGAUGAGGAGUACGAAGAUGAAUAUUACUAUGAUGAUGAGUAUGAGGAUGGCAUGUCUGGAGACUAUGACUUGGAGCUGCCACGAGUUGCCAUGUCAAGCAAACCCAAAGACCCGUCUGCCAUCCUGGAGACGGCUGAAAUCACCGAAGGAAGGAGAAGGAGAGGAAAAGGAAGAAAGAAGGGCAAAGGCAAGGGAAAGAAGAGGAAUCCCUGCCUUAAGAAGUACAAGGAUUUCUGCAUUCACGGCACCUGCCAGCCCCUGAGAGGCAUCCCCGUCCCAUCCUGUGUGUGCCACCCAAAUUACUCUGGUGACAGGUGUCAGUUCAUCACGCUACCUGUUCAGUCUCCUGAGGGCUACAGCAGGACCACGGCUCUGGCGGUGGUGGCGGUGGUGCUGUCGUCUGUUUGCCUCACCAUCAUAGGCCUCUUAUUAAUGCUCAGGUUUCACAAACGGGGAGCGUAUGAUGUAGAGAAUGAGGAGAAGGUCAAACUAGGGUUAGCGUCCAACCACUGAAGAGACAAAGAGAGGCAAAGAUGCAGAAAUUCUACCUCAAAAUGAAUAAAAGAGAAGUGAACCGCAGCAGGAGGAAAGAAAAAUGAACGUACGUGAAGAAGGGAACGGAGGGCGAUCGCCCAAUGUUCUGCCAGACGUUCAGAGACAGAGCGGGCAGCCGAACGUAUUCCCGAUGGCCUCAGAAGAAGGCGGCCCGUCUGGAACUGGAAUACUAAAUGGCUCGGAGAGGAUGGACUGGAGAUGUGUCGAGCGUUAGGCGACGAUCGCAAAGGAACGAGGAGGAUGAACAGACUCUGUGCUGCUUCUUGACUGUGUGAAAAAAAGUUUCAAGUGGAACUGAUGUUUCUAACAACAAGAGCUCAAUCUGGACAGCAUUUUGUAUUUUUUUCUUCCUGCACAAGGCCAUCAUUUAUUUCUUAGUUUUUUUCCUUUUCUUUUUUCUCUUUGUGUGUACAGUAUAUUUAUAAUUUUAAUUUAUUUAUUUAAGCUAACUGUAUUUAUGGAGAUUUUUAACCAUCCUUCCGGCAGUUGUUAAAAUAAUAAUGUUACAGUUGUUUUUAUAUUUCUUAUUGGAACGAUAUUUAUUUGUGAAACAGAAAAGCAAAGAAUGCAGAAGCUCCUUGAGUUAUGAAGUGUUUCAUCCAAGAGAGCUUUAAUGCUUAAAUUUUAAUUUUCGCACUCGGUAGAUGAUCAAUAGCACUGUGAUUAAUGAAUUGAUCAUUGAAUAGAUCAGAUUUUUUUAAAAUAAAUGUUCGGGGUAGUUUAAAUAAGAGCAAUGCCCUGUUUCUACUCACACAUUCACACCUGGUAGCUUCCCACUAAGUGGCUUCACUUUGGCCGUUGAGGGUUCAGUGCUUUGCUCAAUGGCACAUCUGUACUGGUAAUAAGGAAACCCUAUUCUUUCACUCCACCCCAACUUUAUCCUGCAGGUUCGGGGAUCUUCUGGCCAUAUUAGGCUUCGUGUUGUGGCUUAGUUUUAUAAUGACAGACCAGCAUAGGUCACUAGGACAUGGUGCACUGGCUGUGUAUUGAUUAUAUGCAAAAAAAAAACAAAAAACAGAUGCUCUCAGCCUCUGUAUUGCUAAGAAACUUUUUUAAAAAGGGAGUCAAAUAUCAAACGCACUGUAGCAAGAAUUGGGUAUAAAGAUGUUGUCAUGUCUUACCAUCAUUACAAACUGUUAAGCUGUCAAGGAAAGAAAAAAAAUGUGAAUUCAAGUGUUCUACCCUUUCAAACCCUGCCCUGCAGUUUUGAAGUGAUUUUUAUUUGUGAUUUUAUUUUUUUUCAGAGCAAAAAUAAAACAAGAUUACCUGAA
Messenger RNA from Amphiprion ocellaris (clown anemonefish), 2227 nucleotides. RefSeq names its product heparin-binding EGF-like growth factor a (gene hbegfa). The transcript has 6 exons. Gene Ontology annotation, biological process: positive regulation of mitotic nuclear division; epidermal growth factor receptor signaling pathway; positive regulation of cell population proliferation. NCBI's taxonomy places the organism in Eukaryota, Metazoa, Chordata, Actinopteri, Pomacentridae. The record is from RefSeq and is a predicted model, not a curated record. The coding region runs from base 192 to 914 and encodes 240 amino acids.